Messenger RNA from Vigna unguiculata (cowpea), 1430 nucleotides. NCBI's taxonomy places the organism in Eukaryota, Viridiplantae, Streptophyta, Magnoliopsida, Fabales, Fabaceae. The record is from RefSeq and is a predicted model, not a curated record.
AGUGACUUUUGCGAUUGAUAUGCGUUAUGAAUAUUGGUUAUAUAUAUGUUUUUCAGUACCUCCUAUUGGUUUGAUGAAUUCUUUCAUUGUCUUUUUAAUGGUUCUGAUAAUGUCAUUGAUGCAUAGUUUGGUUAAUUUUUCUGACAUGCAUGUUGUAUAUGGCUGUGUUCUUGCACGUAUGGGCAUUAUAGGGCUUUGGGGAUUUUGAAGAAGGUUUUAUGGUUGAAUGGGGGUAAGAAGUUGGUUAUUGGAACGAACUAUUUCACCGAUCCAAUGGGAAAUGUUAUGAACUUAGAGUUCGAGGACAAUUUGAUUAGUAAGGGGAUAUUUCGAGUUCCAUAUGAUUUUGAAGAUUUCUACGAACUGGAUGAUUUGCAUUAUAUAUGUACCUUUUUCUGUGGUGAUAGAUAUUUUCGAAUCAUAAUUUUUGACACAAACUGGACUGAGAUCGAAUACCCUGGUUUAGGUAAUAGUUACAUUGCAAAGGAAGAUUUAGUGUGGUCCAGGUUCUUGUCUUCAUUUCGGGUGAAGUUAUGUCCGACAGAGUCUAUGAUUUGCUUGGAUGCAUAUUUUCAUUUAUUCUGGGAGAAGAAAUUAAUAUAUGGUGAAGAGAUGCAAUUCAUAGAUUCCUGUUAUAAAACUUUUAAGUUUAAGUUUGAUGUGAAAGCAAAUGGUACAACAGUUUUUCGUGGUGGUAUUGGAAAGAUGUUUAAGUACUAUAAUUUGAAAGAUGAAGUGUACUUGCAUCUGAAUUAUGUUUCGAAGAAUGUUUUCUUGUAUAGGUUGUUUCCGUUAGAAGGAAUGGAGAUUGAUUAUAACAUAAAUGGUGCGUCCUGUUCUGGUAGUGGCAAUGUUGGUUCAGAUGUUGCUGACCCUGGUGCAGAUUAUUCGUUGGUUAAGUGUUUGACUGAUUAUGAUGUUGGUGCAUCGUCGCUGGUACUGUUAUGUAUAUCUUUAAUGGCAUUAUUGUUUUUGAGUAUGCAUUUUAUUGUUCAGUUAAUUUGUUAACAUUUUGAAUUGUUGUUUUCAAUAUCUUAAUGCUUCUUUUGUUGGAUCUGCAUUGUCGAGGUCUAAGAAGGAGUAUAUUCUAUCAAAUGACAAUGGAAACAGCUAGGAAUGUUCAAUUAGAUGGGUUGCAAGAUCAAAAUCUGAAUGUUAUCUGGGUUCUGAAUGGAAGAGAUUUGUCAGUGAAAAUAACUUAUGCGUUGGAGACUCUAUCAAGCUGGAAGUUCAAAAAGAUGACGACAGAACAAUAAUAAUUGCUAAAAUUUAGGGUGUUUUUUGACUUUAGAUUGGUAACGCUAAAAAUAAACUUAUGUGGUAACAUUUUGGUGCAAGUGUGGCACAAGUACUUUUAAUUAUGUUUGCAAUUUUGGUUUGUUAUGUAUGGAUAUCUUUAUUUUGGUGGAUGAAGUAAUUGGUUUUUGAAA